Messenger RNA from Malaya genurostris, 5689 nucleotides. RefSeq lists its product as uncharacterized. The transcript is spliced from 6 exons. The record is from RefSeq and is a predicted model, not a curated record. NCBI's taxonomy places the organism in Eukaryota, Metazoa, Arthropoda, Insecta, Diptera, Culicidae. Bases 2306 to 4756 code for a protein of 816 amino acids.
GGUGGCCACACACAGUCAGUCAUUCAUUCAGUCAUUCGAAUCCGUCGAAGAAUCCCAGAACGGGCAAAGAAAGACAGUCUCGUUGCGCUGGUCUAGCUGUUCGGACGUUCGUUCGUGCGACUGAACUCUCUCUUGGUCUGAGAAUUUUUAGAAUUAUUAUUCUACUACGGUGCCUGUUUGGUGUAGUGUGGUGAGAGUCUCUGAUCGCUCCGUCGUGUGAAUUUCGGGUACGGACUGGCUGUUAAUCAGCGCUAAUCAGUGUCCGGGUGGUGUGUGAUUAAUUAGACACUGCGCCUGGGGGAAGCGCGCUUUUUCUGUGUGUAACAAUUCAGUGAAUAGAAACGUGGUGGUUCUCCGAAGUCCGAAGUGAUUGGUGUUUGUUUUAUCCCGACUUCUGGAAAGUUUAGUUAACGAAAUAAAAAAGAGAAGAUUGGCGCCGUUUCAACGAGUGAAAGCAAGAUUUGAACAGUGAGAUAGUAAAGAGUCCAUCGGUGGCGAUUUUGCAAAUCCGACGGAAGAUCGAAGAUCGAAGAUAACCGGCCGUUUGUUGUUUUGGGAAACGAAUGAAUUAAUUGGUACUGAUUCAAUCAGCCCCGGCGAGUGUGCGUGUUUGUGUGUCAGUUUCAAAAGAACAGCACUAAGCCAACGAGUGACCGAAACGACAGGGAAGAAAAGAGAAGAAAAAAAAUAAGAGUUGUAAAUUAUUUCAAUUAACAAAAUUGUUAACAACAGUGUUGUUCAGUGAAAUUCGACAGGCGAGUUUAACAAGUGGGAAACUAAUUCGAACUACAAAGCGCAGUCAAGUUUUGGAAGAAGAAGAAAGAAGAAAAAAAAAACACGCAGUGACUUAAAGUUUAGGGAAAGGAAAAUCGACGCAGCAAAAGAGAAACAAUUCCGAUGGGCUUCCGAUGGACGUAAACCCGAUUCGCAGUAUAAAUUAAACGAUCCGUAAACCGAAAAACCCCGACUAGACUUACCGGUGCAAGGGAAGAGAGAGAAAAAACAAACUUUGAUGCACUUAUAAAUGCACAUAAAUUGUCUUGACUUGACCCAACCGAUUCCCGAACGAACGAAGGAAGGGACGCGGGGCAAAAGUAUCAUUGCACAAACAAGAGAAAAAUUGCAGCAGUCGACAGAGAGACGAACAGGUCUAAGUAGGCAGGGAAGAAAAAAAAACGUGAAGACAGUGGAUUUAAUCAGUAACAAUAAUAAAACGAAAGCACCUCGUUAGAAAGAAAGAAAGGACGCGAACUAGACUAUAAUAGCAAAAAAAAAAAACGAGACCCGGCAAAGCAAAACGACAAACGACAAAGGCAAGAAGCAAAAGGAGCGGCGGCUUCCAACCACAUUAAUAAAACAAUGAUAUUUAAACAUGAGCGUAAAAUAUGCAAAUAAAGUUUCAUAAUAGAACGAAAGGGAACAAACAACAAACCGAAGAACGGAAGAUAAACGUCACACAACUGUCGGGUCCAGCUACAAGUCGUCACGGCAGUCGCGAGUGAGAAGACAAGAGAACAAAGCGGCUAAAAACGAAGACAUAGAGGCUAGGCAAAAAGUUUAUUGAUUUUCUUUCCUACUCUUCCACCUCUUCCUCUUUUUCCUCAUCUCCUAGCGGACGCUGCUUUCUCGCUUUCGCUCGGGCAACAGCAGCAUUCAACCAACAUCAGAAAAAAGCAAAAAAAGAGAGAGUCGUUUGAUCUUUAUCACAAAAGGAAGUUCGCGACCGAAGAAUCGUGAUUAGUGAGAGAGCGCGUAUGGCGGCGGCGGCGGCGGAACGACGCAGUAAAGUUUGAUAAAAAAAAAUAAAAUGGGUUAUUUUCCUCUACCGACGAGAUAGAACUUUGCGUCUAUCUGAUCGUUUCUGUUUGAUUGGAGUGCGUCCCGUCCCGAAGUGAGUUACAUCACAGAAGAACAACCACAGCAAUCGGUUCGUCGAGUGUCAGUUCAUUCAAUCAUUCAGUCAGUGUGGUGAAAGUGUUAGUGUUAGUGCUUUAUUUUGUUUGGGAAAUCCAAGAUAUUAUAAAGAGUGAAAACCCCGGGGGGAGUACAAUCCAAUUCUACUGCUAGAAGAAAAGGACCCAGCAGCUGUUCCCGUCGAUCCUGAAGCGGUAGUGGAUUUUUUCAAGAAUGGAACACUUAUUUAUUAAAAGGUAACCGAAUCGUUCCGCGGGAAGACUGGCUCUCUGAUUAUGGAAACAAAACGACCGAACAAAAACUCGGCAAGCCCCCGGUAAGACAACAGUGACCACUAUAUUCGUAGAAGGUUAAAAUUUUCAUCAGCCGCCAUAAAUUAUCAUAAUGCAAAAUGGAGCUAUCAACGAUGGGAGGUCGUCGUCUGACCUCUCAGCAAUUACAGCAGCUACAGCAGGCACACCAGCAGCAACAAUUCCAACAGUACCAGCAGGAACAGCUCCAGCUCCAGCACCAGCAGGCAAACCAAACGGCCGCCACCAUGUUACUUCAGCAUCAGCAGCAACUUCAGCAACAACAACAACAACAACAACAACAGCAACAACAGCAGCAGCAGCAACAGCAUUCAGGACAACUGCUGCCACCGCCUAUGGGAAAUCCUUUGCACCGGUCCGCACCACGAUUUCAUGUUUCGCGUCACCGGAAGGACUCACUCGGGAAGAAUGUGAGCAAGUACUUGUAUCCGCCGGGGUCACCCUCGAUGGGCAUCAACGAGAAUAUCUACCAUCCUCAGCAGACGGCGACGGCGAUGACGGCGGCUUCGAAUGCCAGCAGCAACAAUAGCAGCACUGCCACCAUCAAUAAGCACAAUCGCUAUCCGGAGCCGGAUCCGGACGUUAUCGAGGUGUACCUGGAGGACGAUCCGAUCAAGCUGAAAGAGGCGGUCCGCGAUGGGAAGGAGAUCAAAUGGCGCAACAACAUCGUGGCCACAAUGGAACGCUACGAACCCGCACCGAUAUCAGCCGCUACUCUGCCCUCGUCCUACCUGCACCAUCAUCAGUCGAGCAACGACAGCGGUUGCAAUCCGGAAUACUCGUACGCUUACUGUGAACCGAUGGUACUGAAGCAGCAGUCUGUCCAGCAGCAGCAACCGUCGUCCGGAGGUCAACUGCACCCGAGCAACAUUCCGCAGAUCCACAAGAUCUCCUCAUCGGUCUCGAGUAACGCACUCUCCAAGCUGCCAUCCACCAAUUCUCUACGUGCCUUAUUGAGUAAGAGCUUCCGGAAGAGUUCGGUGUCUUCGAAUACGGCCGGAUCAUCAUCAGCCGGGGGCCUGGGAGCAUCGGGGAAUAUACUCCAGGAGAAACACACCUUCACAACCCGUUACGGAACGAAGGAAAACAUCUACGAAGACGUCGGAGCAGGGUCCAAUCUUGGCACAAUGGCAAACGCUGCAAAACCGGGGACAAGCAUGAAUUCGUCAUCGAUGCAAAGCUUCGAAUCGAUCAAUAAGUUCAAUCUACACGACGAACUGAUGCACGUGCAAAGUCAGCACGACAGAAUACUUGGAGAGUUGAACCUUUCGGUGGAAACACUGAUUAUGCCAUCCAAGGACGAACAGGACGCCAUCGAGGAACGUCUGCACGAGAUCCACUGUUCGCAGUUUCAGGAUGAACUGUCGCAGGACGAUUGCGUAGCAGCAGGUUCGUCCAAUACGGCCAUGAUCCAUAUGCAGGAGCGUCUGUCGCCGACGACUUCGCAACCGAACAGUGGAGACGUAGAUAGUGGCAUCAGUGGCAGUAGUAGUAGUGGCGCUAGUUAUUCCAGUAGUAUGUUGUACCGGACCACCGCGAUGUAUACGAACAAUAGUAAAACUGUCACGAUAAACGAUAAUAACGAGGGCAGUGGUUCCGGGAUGUCGAUGAUGGCCGGCAACAGCUCGAUACGAAGUAGCUGCGGUAGCAACAGCGGCGGCUGCGUUUCGGCUCCCCCCAUUAGCUACCCGGUCUGUGGUGGCGCUAGUUGUAGUAAAUUGGCUUCUAACGUUGUGAUACCUAACUCGAAUAGGCUAACCUGUUGUUUCUACUCCGAUAAGCUUAGCAAAAAUAAUAAAUGCAAUUCCGAUCACUUAGACGCGCUAGCGGAGAAGUCCAGCUUCUGGAACAAGCUGGGGAAAUUGAAAAUUUCCGGCGUAUUCGGCAGUGCCAACAGUAGCAACAGUAGCAGCAGCUCGACUAGCAGCAGCAGUACAAACAGCCAACAUUUUCAUCCACCGCACCAACAUCAUCAUCAGCCGCAUAUGCAUCCUCCUCAUCAUCAUCUUCAGCAUCAGCAUCAUCAUAACCAGCAGAACCAUGCACUGCUGAAUCACCCGCAACAACUGCCAGGACUGAACCACUCCGUACCGACCACCACAACCAAUACGGCCACGAUCGCUCGAAGCAACGAAGCCGACUGCACGCGACUUCAUCUGCAACAUCAUCACAACAACCACAACCACCACCACCAUCACCAUCAGCACCACCAGAAUCAUCAUCCUCAUCUGCCAUCACCGCCGGUCGCGACCACCAUCGAACCGUGGUGGCAAACACCGUCCAAUAUCUGCACGAUGGAACCGUCGUCGCUGUGCAGUAACUGUUCCGGAGGCGGUGGUGGUGGCGGAGAGUAUCAGAUGCCGUGUGAAGUACAGGUGCCACCGCCGGCACCGCCCCCGUCACUGGCAUCGAUCAUGAGCGGUAUGAGUAUGAGGCCACCUCUGCCCCAGCCGCCCCUUCAAACCCAAAUCGAACUGGAGGAGGACGAAGAAGAAUCGAAAGCGGAAGACUGUACGGAGGAGGAGCCCUAGGCAUUGAAACAGAAAAAAAAUCGGUCCGAUUUUCUACUAAAUGUGAUUUUAUUACUCCUAUAGCAAAACAGAAAAAAAACGCCGAAUCGUACUAGUAAACAAACAAACAAAAAUCGGUCCAAAUUGUGCAAAUGUAAAUAAGCAAACGGACAAACGUUGUUUUAACUGUGAAGAAAUAAAAAAAAAUGUCAUUUUAACACAAAUAACUUCUACACACUCACUCACACACUGUAAACGCUGUAAACAAUUAUAUGUAUAUUUAAGAAUUGAUCAUUCGAUUCUCUGUAAAUAAAAAAAAAUCAUAGGAGAACCAAUUUGAACAGAUAAAUAAAGAAAGAAAGAAAAAAAGCAUACUUUUAAUUAGUGUGAAUAGUUAGCUUUUUAAAGCAAAUAUAUUGAAAUGGAAACAAUAUGGUGGUUCUUGGCGAUCGAAUAAAUCGAUAACAAAACGGACCCAACGUACAUACCUUAUUCGAGAGCCGCUCGUAUUUUGUUCAUAGCCUCUUGUUUUUUUCCUCCUCAUUUUUUGUUUUGUUUUGUUUUUGGCUCUACUUUGCAUUUCGAGAGACGCUAAAAUUUUUGUUUUUUAGAUUAAGAUUCUAAACGGCGCGAGCAAAUUCAAAAUUGUUGUUGAUAAUAAGAAGUAUUGUGUUUCGUCGAAAGCUUACGUUUGUAAUUGUUUACUGGCAAACUGGCGAAACAAAUUAAAAACAAAAAUAAAUAAACAAAAUUUUACAAACCGUCGUCAAUCUUUAUGUUCUGUGACACUCGGAGAAAACGGCUUGAGCAUUGUUUGGCAAACGGCGUUCAUCCGCGAGUGGAAUCAGGCGAUGGAGCAAAAGAAGAAAGAAAGAAAGAAAGCAAAAAAAACACACACACGAGAAAGGAAAUGCCAAAGAAUACAUUUAUUGAACUAAUAUUAAUAUAUUUUUA